Archocentrus centrarchus (flier cichlid) is the source of this 9719-nucleotide messenger RNA. Its product is annotated as protein-methionine sulfoxide oxidase mical3a-like. Gene Ontology annotation, molecular function: protein binding; FAD binding. Lineage: Eukaryota; Metazoa; Chordata; Actinopteri; Cichliformes; Cichlidae. The record is from RefSeq and is a predicted model, not a curated record.
GGAAAACUAACUAUGCUCACAACAAAGACGGCUCCCUUGCUGCAAAUGAUGUAACCAGCUCCCACGGAUGAUUCUAGGCGUCUGUGAAAGGAGAGCUCAAGUGUCCCAGCUUGCUGCCUCUUGCAGCAUCUAACCACCCCGCAACACCACCACCUCUCCCCACCUUCCCUACAGUAAUCCUGUUUGUGUGUUGUCCUGUCCCAGCUCAGAAAGCUGAGUGCAGCCUGGACCCACACAACAAGAGCACACCCAGGAGUUAAUCUGGAUCAUGAUGGUAAUUACUGCCCGUGCGUCCAGCCUGUAAGGGAGGAGUCAAAUAGAUGUUCUGCCUACUGACCUUGGAGAAAACUGUGAGGGAUGUAGGGAGGGGAGGGAGGAGAGAAACAGAAGCAGGCAGAUCCAGGCAUUAGCACACUGACAGAGUUUCAGCACUGCAGAUCUCCCUCUCUGCCUUCAGCCGCUCUUGCUUUCAGUUUGCUGGUGAAUGACAAAAAGCAGGGAGGAGGAGAAUUGUGAAAGGAGUCAGUUUACUGAUGAGAGACGAGGAUUUCUUUCUUUUUCACUGAUCUUUAAAGCCCUCGCCGCCUGGCUGAGGAUUCCUCCAAUCUGUGAACUGGUGGGCAUGUGACAUCACACCCUCCGCCCCAUCUCACCCUCCCUAUUUCGGUGCAUCUGGCCAAUCAGUACUCAAGGAGCUCUGGUCACAUGAGAAUCCCCCUCAGUCUCGGUUACCAUGACAACGAUCACUGGUCCAGGCAGCAUCUUUCUGUGGUGAGAAGAGGUGGGGGGGGGAGAAGGCAGGAGGAGAAGGAGAAAGGGAAGAGGACAGGGAGGAAGGAAGAUAGAAAGACAACAAUCCCACUCAGAGGGAUAGCUUUUGGAUCUUCAGCUUGUUCCUGUCUUCACUCAGUACAAAUGAAGAUUCCUGAGGCUGGGAGUUAAAGCUCUCCUCCAGAGAGAGGGUGUUACCAGAGCUGGGGCUGGACCCAGAGGCCCCUUUCUGGGGGGGUGUCGGGGCCUCACAGCCCAGCUAGUGAGUCUGGACCAUGGGGGAUGGAGGUGCCCGUGCAGCUGGAGGAGAUGGGGUGAGCCAGUCCCAUAUCCUGUUUGACAACUUUGUCCAGGCGUCCACAUGUAAGGGCACACUCAAGGCUUUCCAGGAGCUUUGUGACCACCUGGAAGUGAAGCCCAGUGAUCACAGGGUCUUCUAUCACAAGCUCAAGUCCAAACUCAACUACUGGAAGGCCAAGGCCCUCUGGGCCAAGUUGGAUAAGAGGGCCAGCCAUAAGGAGUAUAAGAAGGGCCGUGCCUGUGCCAACACAAAGUGUCUGAUCAUUGGUGCGGGGCCAUGUGGCCUACGUACAGCCAUCGAGCUGGCUUUCCUGGGGGCCAAAGUUGUGAUUCUGGAGAAGAGAGAUGCCUUUUCUAGAAACAAUGUGUUGCACCUCUGGCCCUUUACCAUCCAGGAUCUCAGGGGUCUUGGGGCUAAGAAGUUCUAUGGGAAGUUCUGUGCUGGUGCUAUCGAUCAUAUCAGUAUUCGUCAGCUUCAGCUAAUGCUGCUCAAAAUGGCUCUCCUGCUGGGCAUUGAGAUCCAUGUGAACAUAGAGUUUAAGAGCCUUAUUGAGCCUCCUGAAGACCAAGAGAGUGAAAAAAUAGGCUGGAGAGCCGAGGUCCACCCUAGGACACACCCUGUCAGCGAGCUGGAGUUUGAUGUCAUCAUUGGAGCAGAUGGAAGGAGAAACACACUACCAGGGUUUCGGCGUAAGGAGUUUCGGGGAAAGCUCGCCAUCGCCAUCACUGCUAACUUCAUUAAUAGGAAUACAACGGCAGAGGCAAAGGUUGAAGAGAUCAGCGGCGUGGCCUUUAUCUUCAAUCAGAAGUUCUUUCAAGACCUCAGAGAAGCAACCGGCAUUGACCUGGAAAAUAUUGUCUACUACAAGGAUGAUACGCAUUACUUUGUGAUGACUGCCAAAAAACAGAGCCUGUUGGAGAAAGGAGUCAUUCUACAUGACUAUGCAGACACAGAGCUUUUGCUAUCCAGAGCUAAUGUUGACCAGGCUGCCUUGCUGUCUUACGCACGUGAAGCUGCAGAUUUUUCAACCAACCACCAGCUGCCCACACUGGACUUUGCCAUCAACCAUUACGGCCAGCCUGAUGUAGCCAUGUUUGACUUCACCUGCAUGUACGCUUCAGAAAAUGCUGCCAUGGUGCGCCAACGCAAUGGCCACAAGCUGCUUGUGGCACUAGUCGGUGACAGCCUGUUAGAGCCCUUCUGGCCCAUGGGGACUGGCAUAGCCCGAGGUUUCCUGGCAGCCAUGGACUCAGGCUGGAUGGUGAAGAGCUGGGCCCAAGGAAAAACCCCUCUUGAGGUGCUGGCUGAGAGGGAGAGCAUAUACCGCCUCCUUCCUCAGACCACACCAGAAAACGUCAGUAAGAACUUCAGUCAGUACAGUGUGGAUCCUACAACGCGUUACCCCAACAUUAGCCUUAACUUCCUCAAACCCAGCCAGGUGCGGCACCUCUUCGACACAGGGGAGUGCAGGGAAAUUCGCAUUGAAAUUGAGAAUGUGAUCAACUCAUCAACCCCCACGUUGACCAGGAAUGAAUCCAUAGCUCGAUCCAGUAAACUGCUCAACUGGUGCCAGAGGCAAACAGAGGGCUACAGAAAUGUUAAUGUGACAGACCUUACCAUGUCUUGGAAGAGCGGCCUGGCCCUUUGUGCCCUAAUUCACAGAUACAGACCCGAUCUAAUUGACUUUGAUUCUCUGGAUGAACGAGACCAGGAGAAGAACAACCAGUUGGCUUUUGACGUGGCAGAGAGGGAAUUUGGCAUCUCACCAUGCAUGACGGGCAAGGAGAUGUCCUCUGUGGUGGAGCCAGACAAACUCUCUAUGGUUAUGUACCUCAGCCAGUUCUAUGAGAUGUUUAAGGACACAGUGCCACCUGGAGAUAACCAAAACUUGAGUCCUGAAGAGAAGGCUGCAUUGAUAGCGAGCACAAAGUCUCCAAUCUCCUUCCUUAGCAAACUGGGUCAGAGCAUUGCAAUCUCCAGAAAACGAAACCCUAAGGACAAAAAAGAGAAGGAUUUAGACGGUUUGGGGAAGAGAAGGAAAACCAGCCAGUCUGAAGAUGAAGAGGUAUCCAGGACCGGUCGUGACGACAGGCCAUCUGUUCCCGCUAACCUGUCGGAGAGAAAGAUGGACUCUGCUGCUGUGGGGAACCACAACAAAGUGAAGGUCAUGGCCACCCAGCUGCUUGCUAAAUUUGAGGAGAACGCUCCCACACAGCCGACAGGACUCAAACGACAGGGAGACUCCCUGCCCAAUCUGGACCGCCUUUUGUCCCCUUCCCCACCCCCUGUGAAAGAGCCAGUGCGUCUGGCACCUGUCCCAGCAUGGAGAAAGAGACGUACACAGCAGCAGGAGAAGCUGAGCAUUCGGUACAAAGAGAUGAUCAAGUGUCAUACACUGCCCAGCAGAGGGGAACAGGCCAGAAGUGGCGCAGACCAACUGUACAGCUCGGGCUCUCGGAGCUGCCCAAAGAAAACCAUUCUGCUUCCUUCUUCCUCCUCCACUUCCUCGCUCUCUCUUCACUCCGAGCAGUAUGUAAGGAUGUACACGGGGGGCGUUAGCUCACUGACUGAGCAGAUAGCCAGUCAGCUUCAGUCUCCCAAGCCUGCACAUGUACCUGAAAAGAGGGAUUUGGGCUCUCUCAGGAAAGAAUUCCCUGUCAACAUUGGAGGCAGUGAUGUUUGCUUCUUCUGCCGAAAGCGAGUGUACGUGAUGGAGAGGCUGAGCGCUGAGGGGAAGUUCUUCCAUCGCAGCUGCUUCAAGUGCGACUACUGUGGCACAACACUACGACUGUCCUCUUAUGCCUUUGACGUAGAGGAUGGAAAAUUUUACUGCAAGCCCCACUACUGUUACCGCCUGUCUGGUUAUGCUCAGAGGAAGAGGCCUGCUCCUUCUGCUGUCCCAGUCGCAGCCAAGGAAAGUCUGAUGCCCCAAACACCUACUGCGACCGUAGAUGCCCCUGGAAGGGCUGUGGCGACAGCUGCCCCCUCGGCUGAGCUCCAACCUUCAGUGCUGGAGGUCAACGGCCUGCAGGAGCCGAGCCUAGCUAAACGCCUAAAGGGAACUCCGGAACGCAUUGAGCUGGAGAACUACCGUCUGUCCCUGCAGAAGGAGGAGGAGCUGGAGGAGGUGCCCGAGGAGACACUGGCAGAGCACAACCUCAGCAGUGUGCUGGACAAGGCCACAGAUGCUGACCUGGGUUCUAGUAGCUCAGAGUCAGACAUGGAAGAGGAGGACGAGCAGGAUGAUCAAGAAGAGGUGGAGGUGGAAGAGCAGCCCCCCAGCCCGUCAGACCUCGGCGGCGUUCCGUGGAAGGAGGCAGUAGAGCUCCACGCCAAGCUGAGGGGCGAUCACCAUGAGGAGGGAGAGGGUGAAGCUUUGGCUGACACAGGCAGCAGAGAUGGGGAAGUAGAUGAAGAGGACGAAGAGGAGGAGGAUGAGGAAGAUGAAGACGAGGGGGAAGAAGAUGAGGAGUCAAGUGAAGCCCCUGCCCACACAUCCGCCCGACACGAGGCAGUGAGAGUCUGGUUGGAGUCCCUGUCUGGAGAGCCUUGUGAAGAUGAAGUACUUGAAGCAGAAGCAGACAGUCCAGAUGUGGAGCCUGGCACAGAGAUGGAUCAGGAUGACAUCCCUUCGGAUGCAGAAGCUGAGGCUCGUUUGCACCGCUCCGAGCACGGUGAAGCACUUCCCGAGGAAGACAAGAAAUCAGAAAGCUUGGCAACAGCCUCCAGUACUGAACCAUCCGGCGUCAGCCUGCAAAAGGAAGACUUUGUUCUUUCCCUGCUUAAACCAUCCCCAGAGCCUGAAACACAGAUAAGUCCAGUAAAAUCUCCUGGGGUCCGCUUUUUUCCUGAUUUGUUCAUCCCAGAGGAAACAAAGCAAGAAAAUGUGAUUCUGUCUCCAGCUUCCAGGAGCCCACUGUGCCCUUCACCUGCUCCUUUCCAGGAUCUCUCUCCCGCUCCCUCUUUUACUAAUGCUACUGCUGCUCCAGUCAAGACCCCAACUACUACUUCACCUCCCCCUGUCUCACCCACCCAACCACCUGUUGCCUCUCCAGUAAAGCCACCCAGUGAGUCACCUCUCAAGUCACCAGUGAUCUCACCGAUUUGCUCCCAACCCACACCCCUACCUGAAACUCAAGGACCUAAAGCUCCCAUCUUUCCUCACCGCUCCAUUUGCCCUCUUACAGGAAACCCCCUCUCCCCAAUCUGUGCCCAGCCUUUGCCCUGCCAUGAACCCUCAUCACCCCUCACUUCUGAUUCUCCUGUCAGAACUCAGCCUGUCCCUGCAGUCACGUCAACGCCUGUGCCCAAAACCGACAAGGCCACGCUAGAGUCAGCAAAUUCCUCAUCAGAGGAAACGCCAUCUAAAACAGAUAUUAUUGAGGAAUUUUGGUUGAAGAGUGCUGAGAUAAGAAAGAGCCUUGGCCUGUCUCCUUUGGACCGCAGUAGUAAAAUCUUAGAGAGGAGCGUUAUUAAGACUCCAACACAGGAUUCCACCCUCGCUAAGAUUCAGACUCCAGAUGUGUCAGAGGAACAGAAGCCUGCCUUUACUGGCCGGUCUGUCAUUCGCAGACUCAAUAUCACUCUUGAGGGUCAGGUCAUUACUCCUAUUGCUCCUGUAGAGCCCAAGAGUGAUGGUUCUGAUAAAAGGGACAUCAGCAGCAGCUCCGGCUUGGGCUUGAAUGGAAGUGUGGCCACAAGCCAGACUGUAAACAGUGACAGCUAUAACACAUCUGACUCUGCUAUGUUGACGCCGCCCUCUAGUCCACCACCACCCGUGCCUGCUAAUCAGUCUCCGGCCGUGCUCAGGCAGCAGCGACACCAGGUGUCCUGGACCAAUGGAACUGAAAAACUUCCAUUUGAGCAUGCCAAAGAGCCAGCAAAAACCACUACCCCUGUUCCUGCACCCAGGACCCAGCUGAGCCCUGUGUCUGUGCCCAAACCAGCACCCAGGAAAGUCUCCUCACCUCAGGCAACUCCAGAAACAACCCCAGUGGUUGUCAUGAGGGAGAAAAAGAGGGAGAAGCCACGGCCGGAGGAGGUGAGGAAGUCAUUUGUGGAGACUGUGGAGGAGAUUCCCUUUGCUGAUGAUGUGGAGGAGACCUACGAUGACCGGACACCAGACUCAAGCAUGAACAGGUAUUAUACUCCACCCACUAGCAAGCCCAGUAGGGAAAAACCUCCCAUGCAUUUGGCACUAGCAAUGGAAAAUGGUAAACCCAAUAUCCCAGUCAACCCAGUCUCUAAGACCCAGAGGGCAACUCAAUUCUCUCCAGAGGCCAGAGAGAUUGCUGAGGAGAGAAUAAGGGCCAGAGAAAAAUCUGUGAAGAGCCCAGCUCUAAAAGAAGCUAUGGCCAAGCAAUUAAGCAAAAUGAAAGAGUCUGAUGCAGAAAAGGGUGCCUCACCUAAAGUGGCCUGGAAUGUAACACCAGACGCUGUUGGAAAAAGUAAAAAGUCAGCUGGAUCCCCAAAGAUAUCAGCUGUGAAAGCUUUGGAGUCAAAGAAGUCAGAGGCUCUAUCAGAGCGUUUCUUUAGCAGCAACAAGAGUCUGGACAGCUCAGUGGCUUCGUCAGAUGGCUCGUCUACAAGUAAAAGUAAGAAACGAAGCUCCCUCUUCUCACCGCGCAAAAAUAAGAAGGAGAAAAAAGCCAAGAAUGAAAGCAGCAGGCUCUCCGGUGCAGACGAGACGCCUCCCAAACACAAGUCACUGUGGAAGGCCGUCUUCUCAGGGUACAAGAAGGACAAAAAGAAGAAGGACGAUAAAUCAUGUCCGAGUACACCAUCGUCCAGCUCCACUACUCAGGACUCUGGGAAGAAAAAAACAUCACCUCUCGGAAGAUCUUCAGACUUGAAAUCACGGAGAAACCUGAGUUUCUCUGAAGAUUCUGACCUGUCCUGCGACGAUGUUCUGGAGAGAUCCUCCCAGAAGUCAAAGGCAGAUAGGCACAUGGACAUCUUUGACCUAGUAUCAGGCUUGCAGAAGGAGGCAAUAAAGGAGGAGAAACUGGAAAAGGAAAGAAGGAGGGAGUUGAAGGAAAAAAAGGGUGUGAAAGAGAGGCAUAAAAAAAGGGGACAGGAGAAGGAGGUUAAGCGAGAAUUGGACAAAGACGACGAGGAGUCUGUUUAUGUCCCUCACGCACUGGCGUUCAAGAGAUCGUAUGCCACAAAGAAAACCUACACAGAGGAAGAGCUCAAUGCCAAGCUGACACGUAGAGUCCAAAAAGCUGCACGACGACAGGCUAAGCAGGAGGAACUCAAGAGACUCCACAGAGCCCAGAUCAUUCAGAGGCAGUUGGAGCAGGUGGAGGAGAAGCAGAGGCAGCUGGAAGAGAGGGGUGUAGCUGUGGAGAAAGCUUUGAGAGGAGAAGCAGGAUUGUAUAAAGGUACUUGUACAUUACCCAAACAGCACAAAAGAAGAUCAGACUAUUGGGGAGAUUCUAAUUACAGUGAAAUCCUGGACUUGCAUCUGGGCGGUAUGGGUAAGAAGGACGAUCCCAAACUAAUGCAGGAGUGGUUCAAGCUGGUACAGGAGAAAAAUGCCCUAGUCCGCUAUGAGUCAGAACUCAUGAUAUUUGCCAGAGAGUUAGAGCUGGAGGACAGACAGAGCCGACUGCAGCAGGAACUCAGGGAACGGAUGGCUGUGGAAGACCACCUGAAAUCUGAGAAGGAACUGGCUGAGGAGAAGCAGAUCCUGAAUGAGAUGUUGGAGGUAGUGGAGCAGCGCGAUGCCUUGGUUGCCCUCCUCGAGGAGCAGAGACUUCGGGAGAAGGAGGAAGACAAGGACCUGGAGGCUGUCAUGCUCUCAAAAGGCUUCAACCUCAACUGGGCUUGAUGGGAGGGAAAUCAUUUUGUCAAGUUUUGGGAAAAGGGUUCGAGUCGUUGUAAGAUGUCUCAGUCUCUCGUGGGCAUUUUUGAUAUGAAUAUGUCUGCUGAACUUUGACACAGGCAAUUUGCCGAAAACUGUCACACCUAGAGCAGUGAAUGUGUGAAGAACCCUCCCAACAUAACAUGUACACUAUGAUUGCCUCUGAUGUUGGAGCAGUCUGCAGCGUUUACAUAUCCCCUGCCCGAAGGCAGUACAUGUUAAUCACUUUGCAGUUAUGCUUGCUCUCUCUCAGUCUGUGGGUGGAGAGGCAAGUAUAUAUAUUCACAACUUCAACAUCCUAACCUUGAAGAGUGGAGGGGGUUUGGGAGAGUGUUUAAAGACUUUAUUCUUGACUAUUUAAAGGGAAGAAUGCAGUUCGGUCCUGCUGAUGUAAAGGAAUUGUUAGAAAAAAAAAAUGUAAGUAUGUGCAGUACAUGUCACAUUUUCAGUGUUACUGCUGCAGAGGUGUGUUUUUAAAUGUUGGAGCAAGGUCUCCUGGCUCAGUCUUGUCAGUCUGACUGUACAGACUUACUCUGCUGAAGCUGCCUUUUUUUUUUUUUUUUUUUUUUUUUCCUCCCCCCCACUGACAAAUUGACUUCAGCAUCCUUCAGAAACCACAAAUAUACCAUGGAAGGCUCCUUUUUUCUCUUUACUUCCCCCUGCGGAGUUAAUCACCACUAAGAAUCGAUCAAAUAUACUCACGUUUUUAUGUAUUUAUUAUCAUUGUUUGCGUUAAACAGAAAAACUUGUCUUUUUUGUUUGUUUUGUUUUGCAUUCACAGGAGAGUGCCCAGAAUCUCGUUAUCUUGCACUUGUGCGUAUCUCUCAUGCACUCAUAAGCAACUGCAUGUCAGGAAUGAAGGCGGCAGGCACAUAGAAGAAGACUUAUAUCCGAACUUUUAAUCAUUUCACACGACUUGAUGAUGAUGGGCCUCUCCGUGAGAUUUCAUUGACUGUAUAUCACACUGAUGGUUAACGUUUACAAGUGCUUGCUCACAUUUUAGUUCCUGCUUUGUUAAACAGCAGCAAGGUUAUACAACUAAAAAGAAUCCAUGGGAAAGACUGUAUUAACAAUGGGAUGUUGUUAAUGAUCUGAUGUCACUGUUAAUGAGAGGACUUUCUGAUGGGAAAAGAGUACACUACACAACUGUAUAUUGCAGUGUUAAUACUUUACCUUUGAACAAGAUGCCUUUUUAUUUUCAUUCUCUAUACUAAGUUAUUUUUUUCCUUUUUUUUUUUUUUUUGGAGGUAUCCAGUACUCACAUCUGUGUGUUCCACUGGAGCUCAUGAUUUGUACUUUUUUUAAUAAAUUUUUUUUACAGCAGGUCCCCAAAUAAACACAUAAAUGGGACCCUAAAGAACUGCACAACCUGCAUUCAACACGAAUAUUGGUUUGAUUUAUUCGUUGGACAUUCUUAGUGGACUAAUAGCCUCUUGGCCAACUGUAAAAGUCCAGAUGGCUGCUGUUUUACAGUGUAGAAAAUACUAGAGGCUAUAUUUAUGACUUUAGGAGCUGUGAAUAUAAAAAAGAAGUUACAUGAUUUUCUGGGUUGUUGUUUUAGAUGGUGUGUUAUAAGUUUGACAUGAUUGUAUUGAUAUUUAUUAACGUGUGCAAAUUGUAAAGAUAUGUAAAGAAAGUGAAUCCUAAUUUUUAAACUACUCUGUCGACAAAGGACUUGUAAUGUAAAUGCUUCAUGUAGCUAAAAUUCAUAGGGGUGUUGGAUGUAUGCUGAAAGCAGCAAUAAAACAAUGCAGUUCUUUUACCUGUUUGUCCACUAAAAUA